This is a messenger RNA of Magnolia sinica, 2142 nucleotides long. Its product is annotated as pentatricopeptide repeat-containing protein At4g02820, mitochondrial. The transcript is spliced from 2 exons. NCBI's taxonomy places the organism in Eukaryota, Viridiplantae, Streptophyta, Magnoliopsida, Magnoliales, Magnoliaceae. Gene Ontology annotation, molecular function: protein binding. Gene Ontology annotation, cellular component: mitochondrion. The record is from RefSeq and is a predicted model, not a curated record. The coding region runs from base 107 to 1621 and encodes 504 amino acids.
GACAGUUAGGAGAGAAAGCAAGAGAGAAAAGGUUCGUUUCCAAAUGUCCGUGUUUUCCCGGUAGAAGUAGAAAGAAGGUGGAAGACGGGGCGGUGUAGGUUAAAGGAUGCUGGCCCGCUGGGUGCGCAUUGCGCAACACACCAUCCAACGGUCGUAUUCGGUGGAAGUGGCGUCUGUAGAGAGAAGCAGGAGCGGCGGGAGAGACACGCUCGGGCGCAGGUUAUUGAGCCUCAUAUUCCCGAAGCGCAGCGCCGUUGUCACUCUCCGCAAAUGGGCUGAAGAAGGAAAACCCCUCCGCAAAUACGAGCUCAAUAGGGUAGUCCGCGAGCUACGCAACUUCAAGCGCUACAAACACGCUCUCGAGAUAUGUGAAUGGAUGAGGACUCAACAGGAUAUCAAGCUCCUACCAGGCGACUAUGCUGUGCACUUGGACUUGAUUGCAAAGGUCCGUGGCUUGCCUAGCGCUGAGAAGUUCUUCGAAGACCUUCCUGAGAAGAUGAGGGGACAAACUACCUGCACUGCCCUUCUCCACAACUAUGUACGAAACAAGCUAUCUGCCAAAGCUGAGGCUCUGAUAGACAAAAUGUCGGAAUGUGGUUUCCUCAAGAGUCCUCUUCCCUACAACCACAUGGUAACUUUAUACAUUGUGACGGGUCAGUUUGAGAAGAUCCAUACCAUGAUUGAAGAAAUAAAGAAGAAGACAUCCCCUGACGUGUUCACAUACAAUCUAUGGUUGAAUGCAUGUGCCAUUGGCAAUGAUGUUGAGGGUGCUGAGAAGGUUUUCCUUGAGCUGAAAAAGGACAAGAUACCUGCCGAUUGGGUGACAUACAGCACCUUGGCAGGCAUAUACAUCAGCACCAACCUCCCAGAAAAGGCGAGAGAUGCUUUGCAGGAGAUUGAGAAAAGGGUUUCUCGAAAAGAGCGUGUUGCUUAUUGCUCCCUUAUUACCUUGUAUGCCAACCUGUGGAGUAAAGACGACGUAUAUAGAAUUUGGAAGAAGAUGAAAGCAUUCUUCCUUAAAAUGAAUGAUGCCGAAUAUACAAGCAUGAUAUCUUCCCUUGUGAAACUUGGAGAUAUCAAGGAAGCUGAGGGUCUUUAUGAUGAGUGGUGUUCAAUAUCGGGAACCCGUGACUCUAGAGUUCCAAACAUUCUCCUUGCAGCUUACGUUAAAGAAAGCACGAUGGACAAGGCCAAGAAAUUUCACGAGCUCACAGUGGAAAGAGGGAUUGUGCCAUGCUACAGCACUUGGGAAAUUCUAGCACGGGGUUAUAUAAGUGCAGGAGAGAUGGAUAAGGUCCUUGACUGCUUGAAGAAGGCCUUUUCUAGUGUAAGGAAAUGGGAGCCGAAUGAUGAAAUUGUCCAAACCGUAUUCAGCAACCUCGAAAUGCAGGGUGACAUCAAGGGCGCAGAGCAGUUUUUGGCCAUGCUUCGGGAUGUGGGUCACAUGACGACUGGGAUUUAUAACUCUUUGCUGCGGACGUAUGCUAGAGCUGGUAAGAUGCCGCUUAUAGUUGUUGAACGCAUGAAAAAGGAUAAUGUUGAGUUGGAUGAAGAGACUGACCGGCUUAUAAAAGCAACUAGCAAGCUCUGCGUAAGUGAAGUUUCAAGCAUCCUCUAUUAGGAGAGUUCUUGUUCCAAUGGCCCUAUGAUGGUAUGAUUUUAAAUCAAUGGCCAGUUAUGAAAACAAUCUGUUGAGAAAUGAAAUGCAACUUCUCACUGUUGCCAAAAUGUAGCACGAAUGCCUCACUGAACUGCCAUAUUUUUUUUCCCACUAUAAUCAUCCAAGAAUUUCCAACAUCGGUGGAAGAUAGGUUCUUGGAAGAACGUCGAGUGUGCUUGCUUGUGCAGGACUGAUGUUGGGCUUCUUGGAAAGUGUGAUGGCAUGUUGCUCGUGUGUGCAAUCUAGUCCUUUUGUCAGUGGGGCUCAUUGAAAAACCAUCCAUUUUCUCAAGCAAGAGUUCCUCGCUUGAUGAGUGGACUGGCCUGAUUAGCAGGCCAGGACACACUUACAAUACAAACUACACAAAUCACCUUAGCAUUUGUAAUUUUGUCAACCGUUUGGCAUCUGAUAAAAUCACAAUUAUAUUGGAUUGAAUUGCAAUUGGUCUAAAGAGUGGAAAUAAGCACUUUGUAAUUCCUGUU